Lottia gigantea (owl limpet) is the source of this 1467-nucleotide messenger RNA. RefSeq lists its product as hypothetical. Gene Ontology annotation, molecular function: oxidoreductase activity, acting on paired donors, with incorporation or reduction of molecular oxygen, reduced flavin or flavoprotein as one donor, and incorporation of one atom of oxygen; iron ion binding; heme binding. The transcript has a single exon. The coding region runs from base 1 to 1467 and encodes 488 amino acids. Gene Ontology annotation, biological process: xenobiotic metabolic process. NCBI's taxonomy places the organism in Eukaryota, Metazoa, Mollusca, Gastropoda, Lottiidae. Gene Ontology annotation, cellular component: cytoplasm; intracellular membrane-bounded organelle. The record is from RefSeq and is a predicted model, not a curated record.
AUGUUCACGAUUCUUAUUGGAUUGUGUGUCCUUAUUAUUAUUGGAUAUAUUCUCAGCAAACGCGAACUACCGGGAAUUCCUCCUGGUCCAAAUUUCAAACCGUUCCUAGGAAAUUUUCUCGAUUCAAACUGGACAUAUCACAAAAGGAGACAUAUUUACUUUGAGGAACUUAGAAAACAAUACGGACCUGUGUAUAGGAUAUAUUUUGGGCGUCAACUUCUUAUUGUGCUUAGUGACAUGGAAUCGAUAAAUGAAGCUUUGGUGAAACAAAAAGAACUCUUCAGUGACAGACCGACUGAUAAACUAUGGGACACAAACGAAGCGGCUAAAGAAGGGACGGGCAUAGUUUGGUCUAAUGGUCAAAAUUGGCAAAAUGUGCGGCGAAUGGCAUUGCAAGCUUUGAGGGAUCUCGGAGUGGGAAAAGCUACUAUUGAAGAAAGAAUUUUAGAUGAGACAGAAUAUAUUUUAAAAGAGUUUGCCAAGAGCGAAAAUCAACCUCUUCGACUUAAUGAGAUUAUGAUGAAAGGCACGAGUAAUAUCAUUAGUAGCGUUGUCUUCGGUUCCAGAUUUGAAAAUGAUGAUCCAGAAUUCACCAAAAUAGUAUCCUUCAUGAAGAUCGCAUUCGAUGGGGAUGGACCAUAUACACCACUGAAUGUUAUAUCUCAGCUGCGUUUUUUGCCUUUUGUGGCAUCAAAAUUAAAUGAAAUUGUAACAGUUAUUGGGGAAAUAAAAGCGUAUAUUACGAAUACGAUUACAGAACAUAAAGAAACUUUAUCGAAAGAGAACCCAAGAGACUUUAUAGAUGUUGGUCUGACCAGCAUGGAUGAGUCCAAAACGUUGACCAAAGGUGUUUUUAUGGCGACAAUACUGGAUUUAUUCCUGGCUGGUUCAGACACAACUGCCAACACUCUGGAUUGGGCUUUUCUUUAUCUGAUUCUACAUCCAGAAAUUCAAAGGAAAUGCCAACAAGAAAUUGAUGAAAUCGUUGGUUCGGGAAGAACGGUCAAAUGGGCCGAUAGACAUAAGAUGGUGUAUACGGAGGCGACUUUACUAGAGGUUCAGCGAAUUUCAACUAUAGCCAAUACCACACUCCCUCAUACCACAACAAAAGAUUCCAAAAUCCAAGGAUAUCAUAUACCAAAAGGAUGUUUAGUAGUUGCUGAUAUAAGGGCUGUACAUUUGGAUGAAAAGCUGUGGGAAAAUCCAAAACAAUUUAAUCCGGAAAGAUUCCUCGAUGAAGAUGGGAAAAUUGUCAAAAGCAAUAACCUGAUCCCGUUUUCUGUUGGUCCACGUGCCUGUCCCGGUGCUUCACUUGCCAGAAUGGAAUUGUUUCUAAUCUUUACUAACAUUCUACAGAGAUAUACGUUGUCACGUAUUGACGAAUCUGAGAUGGAGUUAGAGGGAGUUUUGGGAAUAACCCUGUCACCAAAACCUUAUCAUUUAUUAGCCAAAUCUAGAUCGUCAUAA